This is a messenger RNA of Macroventuria anomochaeta, 3510 nucleotides long. RefSeq lists its product as uncharacterized. Gene Ontology annotation, biological process: regulation of transcription by RNA polymerase II. NCBI's taxonomy places the organism in Eukaryota, Fungi, Ascomycota, Dothideomycetes, Pleosporales, Didymellaceae. The record is from RefSeq and is a predicted model, not a curated record. The coding region runs from base 312 to 3308 and encodes 998 amino acids. The transcript has a single exon. Gene Ontology annotation, cellular component: nucleus; SWI/SNF complex. Gene Ontology annotation, molecular function: transcription cis-regulatory region binding.
CACAUCCCGAGCAUUCCCCGCACAUUGCCCUGAUGAGGACGUCCCUCUAGCGCCUAUCAUUUGUCGCGCGGUGUAUGUUACUCCUAGCUCCUUGACCUUGUGCUCUGCCCUCUCUGCGCUGGGUCUGGCCCUAGUGCGGUAUCCAUUAGUUGCGUCUAUUCUCACAUCAACAUGCCUGCUGACGUCUUGCUAUACAGGUGGAUUGAAUGCCUCCACGCGCACCCAUCGCAUCUUCAGUCGAUCACUAUUACCCACGGCGACGUUCCUUACCGCCGCUCGCUGCAAGCGUCCAUUCACCGUAGCCGCGCAAGAUGGAUUUCCAGUCUCCACAGCAGAACGGGAUGUAUGACCCGUCGAGCUUCAUCGAUCCAAACGCGCUUGCGAACCCCCAAAUGAACGGCGCGCGCGGCUUUCCAAUGAACACAAUCCCGCAGAAGCGCGACAGCCAAGGGAAUGCCGCUUUGUCACGCUCCCAGACUCCGUCGCAACAACCCCAAUUCGGCUUCCAGCAGCAGCAGGGCUUCACCCACACACCGUCGCCGACCAUGCAGAACCAGAACUUCAUGCCGGGACAGAUGGGGCAGCAGAGGAUGCAGACAUCGUCGCCCGCGCAGAAUCCCAACGCGCCGCAAAUGUCUCCCAUGGGCUUCCAGGGCAAUGCGAUGAACCAAGGAUUCAAUCCGAACGCUGGCGGCCAGUUUCCUGUGCAAUCAGUGCAAUUGUCGCAAAACCUACAGGAACGACAGCUACAAGCCCAGAGACAGUAUGCUAUGCGUUUACAGCAGCAGGCGCAACAGCAACAGCAACAGCAACAGCAGCAACAAAUGGGUGGAGCGAUGGGGAAUCUGGCGGCGGCCAACAUGGCUGCGCAACAGCGACACCAGUCUGGACAGAUGCCUGGCGCGAUGCAACAUCCCGGCAUGCGGCCAAAUCCCAUGCAAACGCAGGCGCAGGCGCAAGCACAGACGCAACAAAAUCCUCAGCUUGCUCUACAGCACUUCACGAAGAAUGUCGCUGCGCUCAUGCAACAGCACGGUCGAAGCUUCAAUCCCAGUCCGACAGUCGCUGGCCGCGUGAUCAAUCUCCAGAACCUCUACCGAGUCGUCAUGCAAUUCAAGGGCUACCGCUACGUAACACAGUCGCAGGGCUGGUCGCGCGUUGCGCAGUUGAUGUCGAUACCACCGCAGCAGUUUCCAACCGCCCCAGAGGAACUUCGGAUAACGUACGAAAACAACCUGGUUCUCUACGAACAGGCGUAUGUUCAGAGGCAGAACCAACUAAAGGGAGCUAUGCCUGGGCAGAGUCAGAUGGGUGGUGCGAUGGGCUCACAGAUGUCUCCGACAAGACCAUCGAUGCCGGGCACACCGCAGAAUGCAGCACAGCAAGAAUACCUCCAGCAAUUGCAAAGGACUAAAGAAGCUAUGCAGCAACAGCAACAGCAACAGCAACAGCAACAGCAGAGGCAAUCGAUGCCACCGACCCCGCAGCAACCCCAAUUCGGUGCUACGCCAGCGCCGCAACAGUCGACUCCCCUACAAAACAACGCAUCCCUCCCAGAUCUAAACGGACGGAGUACACCGCAAACGGAUGGCAAUGCGCGGAAGAGCAUGAGCAGGCAGCUGGAAGGGACACCUGUUCAGGGCCAGGAGCCUGCGAAUGCGAUUGCAACGCCAGACAAGACUGAACACGCAGCAGUUCAAGCGCCUGCAGCAGUAGAGGUCGUCGAGAAGCGGCAGCCAGUGAUCGAGCAGGACGACGGCACACGUGUCUAUCAGCCAGCUUACCGGACGCAGGAUACCUGGGGCGGCUUGGACUUUGACUCUGAUAACUUCAAGAACAUGAUCGAGAUGAUCGUGAACUACAAGCCGAAUGUUCCGUUGUUACAUGAAGCAGGCGUCAUCGACAUAAGAGCUCUCACCAUGAGCCUCCGGUCUGGACUGCACGCGGAAACAAGACUUGCGCUAGAUACCCUUUCGAAGAUUACAUACGACAACAACGUUCAGUUGGAUCUUGGGCAGUGCGAAGACCUGGUGGAUGUGUUGGUCGAGUUCGCUGAGGAGCAGCUGGAGGUGCUUGGAAACGACAAUCCCGAAGUGACCGACAUUCUGGAUCUGACACCGUACGAGGAUGUGAUGCACCACUGCCGCGCGGAGGCCGCAACAUUACAGGAACUUCCAGAAGUAGGGACAAAAGAGCACACCCUGGACCGAACGGCCGAUCGACUUCUGGCUAUCACGACAAUACUCCGCAACCUUUCCUUCUUGGAAGUCAACCAUGCGUCACUGGUCAGCCCCACAGUGUUGAAGUUCUUGUCAAACUUUAUCCGGCUGGUCGGCACCCGCGUCCUACUUUUGCGGUCGCACAUCAAUACCUUCGACUUCAUGAAGGAUCUCAUCACACUCUUCUCCAACACAAGCGCAAAGAUCGUCUUGCCUUCCCGCGAGGAUGCUUACGCCGUCUUACACUUCCUUUGCGCCUUUGCUCCAGUGCCCCGUCCUGGCAGCCCAGCCAAGUUCACAGCCUUCAGUCCGCAAAUACAUCGUUAUCUUCCGUCUGCGGUUGACAGUCUGGCCAAGCUCCUUGCACGCGACGACCCCAACCGGACAUACUACAAGCAGAUCUUUGUGAACGAGGCAACUUCAAGUCCACCUUACGAUCUCCUAACACGAGCAUUUGCGCUGGCAAUCUCCGUGGUCCCUGAUCGCAACUACAUUGAGAACAAGAUGUAUGAGAUGAAGGAGGCGCGCCCUAAGGAGGUCCGCAUGUUCGAAGCACGUAUUGCAGAGUCACGCAAAGCAUACUUGAUGCAAGGCAUGCUCGCGGCCGACAUCCUCGCCAGCUUAGCACCUGGACCCGACAGUGGUGUCUGCCGUUCUUGGCUUGAGUCCGAGGAUGGCUGGGCAAACAGUCUCCUCAAGUUCGCGAUGUCACUGUCCGCCACGGAUGCUGCGGUCCAACCGCCGCUCCAGCCACCAACUCAUCGCGGCCAAAGACCGAUGGAGCCCGAUCGAGAAGGUUUCCAGCUCAUCGUACACCGAGCAUUGUCGACACUGAAGCGUCUGGGCGACAAGUCCAAGGGCGGCGAUGCACUCGUGAAGAGCGUACCAGUGAACGGCACCUCAAGCCACGAAGAAGAAGACGACGAAGACGAUGAUGACAUGGACAUUUUCAGCUUCAACGGCACAGCCUGGAAAGUCAAAGCAGACUUCCUCCCGCGCCGAGAGACAAUGCUCGGCGCGCUUCUCACAUCCAACCUGGAUGUCAGGAGUUUGAAUCAGUUUUGCAAGAUUGGGUAUCUGGACGAGUAAACGGUGUUCUGGGGUAUUGUAACGGCGAAAACAGGAGCGUUGUGUAAAGCGUAGCCGCUUGCAUUGGUGGGAUCUUGGAACUACUGCAUUGCGCGAGCAAGCUUUGGCUUGGUCUUAUUAGACGUCGAAACUGCAUUAGCAUGAAUGUCGUCUUUCUGAAAUGUAACUUUGUACAAUUGAGAUAAUAGUUGCUGCCGAUGGC